Aplysia californica (California sea hare) is the source of this 2720-nucleotide messenger RNA. RefSeq lists its product as uncharacterized. The transcript is spliced from 12 exons. NCBI's taxonomy places the organism in Eukaryota, Metazoa, Mollusca, Gastropoda, Aplysiida, Aplysiidae. The record is from RefSeq and is a predicted model, not a curated record. Bases 341 to 2095 code for a protein of 584 amino acids.
UGCAUUCUGAGAUUUGAGAUCAGAGGUGUUCGUAAUUAAUACUCUCUGGUGUUCGAUAGAGACAUGGGGAAUAACUCUUGAAAACCUCAGGGCAGGGGGUAGAAACAAAACAAUAACAACAAAGGCCAGAUGUCGUAAACGGUUAACAGUAACAGUAUAAAUUCAGAUUGGUGUGUCGAAAUGCCAAGGAGUUCUGUGCUGUGUAGACCUCAACGCCGCUUAGCCAACACAGCUUUCCCUACGAAUAUCUCUUGGAGGAAUCCACAGAAUUAAUAAAGCAGGACGAGGGUUAAUUAUCAAGGAGGAGUGUCCAUGACUUUUGAGAUCAGAUGCUUCCAAGAUGCCAAUAAGAAGGAGAGAUGAAGCCAGACCAGGUACAAGCAGAUCAGAAGACCACAUUUCUUCUCUGUCCUCGAUGCCUGGUCCCAGUCGGCAGCAGGAUGACAAUCCUCCUUCAUAUGAUGAAGCAAUGGCGAUGUCCAGAGGAACAGUUGAGACAAACUUGGAUGAAGAAGAGAUUCCAAACCCUGAGGAAGAGGAAGGAAUUGAAGGCCUUCUGGAGUAUUAUGAAAAACUUAAGUCACAAAAAGAAGCCAAGACAAGGCGUGCUCUCCAGUCAGGUAGUGGAGAGAAAAGUGAUGAGGGUGAAAACUCAGACCCGGAGGAAAGGCUUCGACAGACUCGGGCGACGAUGAGACGUAACCUCCAGAGUUAUCGAGAUGGGAGUAGUCCCAAGAGUGAAAGCGGUGAUGGGAUGGAAAUGAUAUCUUUCCUGGAUGAUAGAGAAGAUCAGAAUGGUGCGCAGGCAUUUCCUGAUGAGAGCAGAUCUAGUGGUCAACCUGCAGGCAACAAUGUGUCUGCGGAGGACAAUGGGACUGAGAUAACCUUAUCUUUUAUCGACACUGAAGAUGCCAGCUCCACGUUGCGUCGGCGGAGAUCCUCACUUACAGAUGUGGACACAGACACUAUGGAAAGGGGCUCAUCUCCUGAAAGGAAAACAUAUGACUGGACAUGUCCCAUAAGCGUACCUUUUUUUACCCCCCUGAUCAACGGGGUAGUACGGUGUGGUCAGCGAGGAGUGGACACCUGGCCCACAUUGUCUCCCACCAAAAAAAUCUUAGUGGUCAUCACUGUGGUCUUGGUGGUGGGCCUCUUGUUGUUGGUCACCUUACUUCCUGCCAGCUUUGUCUAUGUGGAAUACUAUGAGUAUGCACUAAGCCGCAAUCGUGUGACAGGUGUGAUAGAUUACGACACAGUCUAUGACACAGGCUGCUACCUCUUGGCGCCACAGGACGAGUUAAUUCGUCUGCCGUCCACUGCACAGCAGGUAUGGAUGAACCUGGAUGUGAUGACCAGAGAGAGUCUUGGAGUGGAGCUGCAAAUCAUGUUGCAGUACUUUAUCAAGAGAGAAAAAAUGGGACAGCUGUACCGCCAAUAUGGGAUGCUCAACAAGGAGGUGAUAGCCAGUGAGAUAGAAAGUACUGUGAAGAACACAGUGGUGGAUUUCCAUUUGGAUGAGUUCAGACUGGAAAGGAAGAAGGUGGAGGCCGCUAUACGUGAUCAGUUGGAAACAGCCCUUGCAGGCAAUUGCUGCAAACCAUGCUGUAGUGGCAGCUGCAAGGUCAGCCUGAUGUGUAGUGCCCCGUUCUGCCUGCCCCCUGGUCAGUGUACCAAGGGUCAUCAUGUGGACAUGAACUUCUUCCAGCUGGGCAGUGUCAGGAUUCCUGAUUCUGUCAUGGACAGAUAUGUCAGGAGAGUUGUGCUACAGAUAAAUGCUGAACGUGAGUUAUUUGUGCAGCAGACAGCAGUAGAAGUGAAGAAGACGGAGCAGGAGGUGAAGAGCCUGCUCAAUCGAGCUAAAGAAGUGCGCCAGGAAGCCGAAGCAAAGCGAAUUGUCAUCAUGGCGACUGCUGAGGCACGGGCCGACCGGGACAUACAGUUGGCGUAUCAGAAGGCCAUGAAAGGUCUUUUUUCUCGACUGAACAUCACCAAUGAGGAAAAUAAGUUGUCCUUCAUGUUUGUCAAGACAUUGGAGAAUAUGAAGCAUAAUGUUUAUGCAUAUAAUUCUGAUGUUUUGUCUGCGUUUUCACCUUAGAGGUCUAAACACUCUGUACUUGCUUUACACGCUGAGUUCUUUAACUCACUGAAGACUGAGGUCUCGCGAGGCACACUACCCCUGAAGACUGAGGUUUUUUGGGGUAUUUUUUUUACAUAAGUAAGAGAUAUUUGUGUUCUUUUAAAUAACAAAAUUUGAAUUCUGUUUCUUUUAUUCUUAAAAAAAAUGAAUUUGUGAAAUUUUGGUUUUCUAAAGAAUUUUUUAGAGCUUUACCCUUCCCUUUAUUCACACCAGAUCUACUUACUCUAAGUGGCACCUUUACUAACAAAAAUAUCACUGUCAGGCCUUUUGCGUCUCUCAGGCACAAAUUCUGGGUCAUUAGGAUCGUUGAGUUCUCUUUCUGAUGAACUAGACUCAUUGAAAACAUAAAAAGUGUUGCUUGGUUUGCUUCGUACACAUACUCUCGAAGUCUACUUGGGGGCUGCCAUUUUCCCUAGAACUGAUGUUUGUAAUAUCCUGAGUGACAUCCCCUAAAAGUUUGUAUGUACAAAAAAAAAUGCUGCCCCUACUUCCGCGAAACUUUGCACGGAACGAAAGAAAUGAAUGCACUAGCGCUGACGACGAUUCCCGAGGUGCUCUCACGAUUUCAAAAAGUGCGAAAAAA